Saprolegnia diclina VS20 is the source of this 631-nucleotide messenger RNA. RefSeq lists its product as hypothetical. NCBI's taxonomy places the organism in Eukaryota, Oomycota, Saprolegniomycetes, Saprolegniales, Saprolegniaceae. The record is from RefSeq and is a predicted model, not a curated record. The transcript has a single exon. Bases 43 to 333 code for a protein of 96 amino acids.
GCCAUGGCGCAUAACUAAAAAAGCAUCGCUAGCUUCAACAUCAUGGUCGCUGUCCCCGUCUCGCUCCCCAAGCCGUCGCCGGCCAAGUCGCCGCUCAAAACGCUUUUGCUCACGAGCGCCAUCACGGGCGGCGUCUGGAGCGCACUGCGCCACUACGUCGCACAACCCGUCGAGCUCGAUGUCCUCCAAGUCGUCCGCAUGGAAUUGGAAGAGGGCGCAGCGUCGCGCCGAGCGCGCUUCGAGUUUGGUAAGCACAAUCCGCAGCAGCAAGCCCAGGCCUUCGACUGUCUGUACGAAAACACCGAGAACCAGCACGUUUUCAACCACUGGUGAUCGGUCCACACGACUCUCUCCAUGCCUCCAUAUUUAAUGAUACCACAUAUUCUCCUGGUUGCUUUGCUGCUAUGUAUUGAACGCGAGGUAUUCUUCCGCAAAAUCAAGCUGCUCUUGUUUGUCUGUUGGCGGCGGUUGUGCGGCUGUAAACUCGUUCAUGUAGACUGUAUCCUGCAUUGUGAAGUAGACACUGAAGAGAAGUCUAGGAUAACUUGUCAUUCGGCCCAUCGCGUGCGUGCGUCUCGUCCACGGAUGUAUCAAUGCAAGAAAUAACACCAACCAUGCCCUGUGUACUUUG